AUGUCUCUAGCGCAAGAAUUCUCGUCCUGGCGCACCCCGGAAGCCAAGCCAAUGGACCCGGUCCCCGAAAUCGGCUCUACGGCGCCAUCGACAGACAAGCUGGGGAUUCCCGGUGCGGACGGCCGGUCAACAGUCGUGACGUUCCUGCGGCAUUGCGGGUGCCCAUUCGCAGAAAAGACGUUUCUCUCCAUGCGCGCGACCGCCGCCUCGCACCCCUCGAUCCGCUUCGUCGCCGUCUCGCACAGCGACGCCGCCGCCACAGACAAAUGGCUCGGCGCGCUCGGGGGGCCGGGCACGGGCGACGCCGCUGUAACCGUCCUGUCCGACCCUGACCGCACCCUCUUCGCCCGCUGGGGCCUUGGCGUCUCGUCGUUCUGGCAUGUCCUUUCUCCGUGGGCCCUCUGGGCUGUGUAUCGUCUGGGCGCGGACGAGGGGAUUUGGAAUCGACCUACUGAGAGCGGGAAUCGCUGGCAGACGGCCGGGAGCUUUGCUGUUGAUGCGCGGGGGAAGGUGGUUUGGGGCCGCCCGGCGGCGAGCGCGAGCGAGGUUGUCGAGUUUGGUGAUGCGGUGGCUGCGUUGGAACGGGUGGGGAGUGGUGAAGAGGGGGGCAGGAUUAGGGCGAAUUUGUAG
This is a messenger RNA of Aplosporella prunicola CBS 121167, 630 nucleotides long. RefSeq lists its product as uncharacterized. The coding region runs from base 1 to 630 and encodes 209 amino acids. The record is from RefSeq and is a predicted model, not a curated record. The transcript is spliced from 2 exons. NCBI's taxonomy places the organism in Eukaryota, Fungi, Ascomycota, Dothideomycetes, Botryosphaeriales, Aplosporellaceae.